AUGCAGAAGCCCCACAAAAGUGAGAGCGCAGCAUCUGGGAGUGAUUUUCCUGACGAAGCAUCUCCCACCGCACUCAACAGAACCACGGAGCUGCUGGACGUCACCGCGGCCAGGAAAAACACAGGGAGGGAGGAAGGGAACAGCGGCCUCAGAGUUCACCCGAGGACUGAGGGGUUGUGGAAGGACAGCAGCAGCCUCUCCUUUUUCUUUGUCGGAGGAACAGAGCCUCAGUGCUGGCAGGUCAGGUUUGAGAGACAGCUCUCACAGCAGAGCCAGAAAAACACCAGGCUUCAAACCAAACGCCUCACCUUUGUGGGGUUUGUGGUCGUGGAGGGGGUCUGA
Knipowitschia caucasica is the source of this 342-nucleotide messenger RNA. Lineage: Eukaryota; Metazoa; Chordata; Actinopteri; Gobiiformes; Gobiidae. The record is from the annotation of a GenBank genome assembly.